This is a messenger RNA of Linepithema humile (Argentine ant), 1598 nucleotides long. The record is from RefSeq and is a predicted model, not a curated record. Lineage: Eukaryota; Metazoa; Arthropoda; Insecta; Hymenoptera; Formicidae.
UUCGUUUCCCGCAUAAAUAUGUGCGAGGGAUCCCAUGAACAUCCGGAAAACGAUUACUGGCAGACCGGAGGAAACGGCGACACACGCAAUUUAUUAGCGCAGAAACCGGUAAUGCGCACGGCGGCAGAGGGAAUACGAGAACACGAAAGGGUUUUCGCGAGAGGCAAAGAGGCCUUCUCCGAACGAAGGCUCAUUCGUGACUCGACGAGGACUCAGCUGUGCUGCCGGGGACCAGGGUCGGGACCGGGAGUCGGGCGUGCGCCCUUCGCGAAAUCAAACUUCGUCCUCGCUGCAAUCCUAAUCGCUGAUGUGUGUCGGAAGACCGUGCCGCGAAAAGCCGCCGGAUGUCACAUCGGUCAUAGCGUUGAGAGAACAAUCGUUUUCCUCCGGUUGUACGGUGCGUAUAAUCGCGCGAAAGCAAGAUGCGCCUCUCGGCGCAUGCCCUCGUUGGAAAUAAUAGGUCCGGAGCGCGGGCGCAGCUUCAUUAGCUGCGAACGAAAUUCGAAUGCGUCACGGCGACACGCUGUAAUGCAGAUACUGAAAGUCGAUCAGCGAUCCCGAUUGAAAGCUCGGCGCUUCGUCGAUUCGAACGAUUUCAUUAAUUCGAGUGAAUUAUCGCGGCAAUACUGUUAUACUCGUGUAAAAAUUGCCACCAUGGCAAGCACCACCGACAUUAAGCUUUCACGAUGUAACGAUCAAUCAUGGGGCUUUCGGCUCUCCGGAGGUUUGGACUAUACUUUUCCAUUAACUAUCGUUAGGGUGACGAUCGGAGGCCUAGCCCAUACAGCUGGCCUGCAAGCAGGCGACGUGAUCAUCAAGCUGAACGGGGAGCCAAUAAGUCAACUCACACACGCGCAAGCCCUUGAUAAACUCGUCAGUAUUGGCAACAAUAUCGUUCUGUCUGUCAUACGAAGCCAUGAGAUCGCGCGACAACAAUAAUGAUACUUCCUGUCGAUAGCUCUUGUUCUCCCGCGAGUUUCCACCAGCUUUCAUGUAUGUCGCGUGACAAUAAACCUUCACAGAUAAAAAAAAAAGUCGGCAAGCCGUUGAGGUACAAUAGACGCGACACGUUGUUAACAAGAAGCUAAAAUUGUAAAAAACCCCGCCGAUGUCGACUCUUAAGCGAGAGCCGUGUGUGUUCGAAUUUGCAGAUAUUAUAUUGCCUUGAUUCGACCUUUCGCGCGCGCAUCUGGCACGCAUUAGUCGCAGCAAUCACAGUCUAUUAGUUACAAAGUUGCGAAAUUGUGUCGCCGAUCGACGCGCGUCAUCGAAUGCAAUUUGUCAACUAUCGAUUAGGCACGGCGCGGUGCCCGCGUCCUUAACGGACUUCAUUUUUAGCCGCGAUUAGAUAUGGCUCCCUUAAAUAAACUCCUUUCCUCUUAAUCAAUUCUAUGAUUAGACAAGUGAAGGUAAAUUCAGGGAACGCGACGGAGUAUACAUUUUAUUCACAUAAUUUAUUCUCGUUUUAAUAUAUUAGAUAUUGUUCGCAGAAUAUAUAUGACUCGCGUCAUCGUCGUUAUUAUCGUAAGAUAUAGAUGUGCGCUAUUUCACGAUAUAAUUUACACAAAAAAAAAAUAUAUAUAUAUAUAUAUAUAUAA